CAGCCCUCCGGCCGCGGCCGCCGCUGCUCGCGCUGCACCGCCUGGGAGAGACUGCCCCGCGCCGCGCCGCGCUGAGGCCGUGCGUGCGCCUGCCCGUCCGUCCGCCGGGCUGCGUGCUCCGCUCCGCGCACACACAGUCGCUCCGUGUGAGCUGGCGGGCGACUGGAAACACCUCCGACUCACGCUGCCCAGCGGCCGGGGGAGCGCUCGCCCGCAGCGGCGACCUCCGCACCGCCGCCGCCGGCGUGCUCCCUGCUCCUUCUGCCUCCUCCGCUCUUCUGGUUUUCCGCCUCGUCCCCCGGUGAUUUUUUUUCUUUUUUUUUUUCCCCGAGAGGGAGAGGGCGGGGUAGGUGUCCCCCCCUCUGCUCCCCCCUCCCUUUCCUUCUCGGUUUGAAUUCCUCCCCCUGGCAUUGGUUCGCAGAGCGAGAGGCAAGACCCGCGCGGAGGGAAGAGGAAGGCUGCGGCCGCCCUGCUGCUCCCAGCCCCGCCGGACUGGAGCGCGGAGCGGGUGAGGGGAGAAGAAGAGGAAGCAGGAGGGGCUUGGCUUUCGGUCGUGCCUGAGGACGGCCCAUCUCCCUCCGAGAGCCCCUCGGAGAGACGGACGGCGUCUCUCCGCAGCGAGCCUUUGGAGUACCGCGAGGCGGGAGGCGAAGGAUGCCGGUGGCCCGGGGAGCCGGCUGCGGGGCAGCGCUUUCGCUCUGGCUGGUCGGCAGCAUCCUCUGCAGAGCCUGGACGGCUCCCGCCACGUCCCAAAAAUGUGAUGAGCCACUUGUGUCUGGACUCCCCCAUGUAGCUUUCAGCAGUUCAUGCUCUAUGUCUGGGAGCUAUUCUCCUGGCUAUGCCAAGAUCAACAAGCGAGGGGGUGCUGGGGGAUGGUCUCCAUCAGACAGUGACCAUUAUCAAUGGCUUCAGGUUGACUUUGGCAAUCGAAAGCAGAUCAGUGCCAUAGCAACCCAAGGAAGAUACAGCAGCUCAGACUGGGUGACCCAAUACCGCAUGCUCUACAGUGACACAGGGAGAAAUUGGAAACCCUACCAUCAAGAUGGGAAUAUCUGGGCAUUUCCUGGGAACGUCAACUCCGAUAGUGUGGUUCGGCAUGAUUUGCAGCAUCCAGUAAUCGCCCGCUAUGUGCGCAUCGUGCCUCUGGAUUGGAACGGAGAAGGCCGCAUUGGGCUCAGAAUUGAGGUCUACGGCUGUUCUUACUGGGCUGAUGUUAUCAACUUUGAUGGCCAUGUUGUGUUACCAUAUAGAUUCAGAAACAAGAAGAUGAAAACACUGAAAGAUGUCAUCGCUUUGAAAUUUAAAACGUCCGAAAGUGAAGGCGUAAUCUUGCAUGGGGAAGGACAGCAAGGGGAUUAUAUUACUUUGGAACUGAAAAAAGCCAAGCUGGUCUUCAGUUUAAACCUAGGAAGCAACCAGCUUGGCCCCAUAUAUGGCCACACGUCCGUGACGACAGGAAGUCUGCUGGAUGAUCACCACUGGCACUCUGUGGUCAUUGAGCGCCAGGGCCGGAGCCUCAACCUCACGCUGGACAGAAGCACGCAGCACUUCCGCACCAAUGGGGAGUUUGACUACCUGGAUUUGGACUAUGAGAUAACCUUUGGAGGCAUACCUUUCUCCGGUAAGCCAAGUUCCAGCAGUAGAAAGAAUUUCAAAGGCUGCAUGGAAAACAUUAACUACAAUGGCAUCAACAUAACUGAUCUCGCAAGAAGGAAGAAACUAGAACCCUCAAAUGUGGGAAAUUUGAGUUUCACGUGCGUGGAGCCCUACACGGUACCUGUCUUUUUCAAUGCUACCAGUUACCUGGAGGUGCCCGGACGGCUUCACCAGGACCUGUUUUCGGUUAGUUUCCAGUUCAGGACUUGGAACCCCAAUGGUCUCCUGCUUUUCAGUCAUUUUGCGGAUAAUCUGGGCAACGUGGAGAUUGACCUCACUGACAGCAAAGUCAGCGUUCACAUCAACAUCACGCAGACCAAGAUGAGCCAAAUAGAUAUUUCCUCAGGUUCUGGGUUGAAUGACGGCCAGUGGCAUGAGGUCCGUUUCCUAGCUAAGGAGAAUUUUGUUAUUCUCACUAUCGAUGGAGAUGAAGCCUCAGCAGUUCGAACUAACAGUCCUCUUCAAGUUAAAACUGGCGAGAAGUACUUUUUUGGAGGUUAUCUGAACCAGAUGAAUAACUCAAGUCACUCUGUCCUUCAGCCUUCAUUCCAAGGAUGCAUGCAGCUCAUUCAAGUGGAUGAUCAACUUGUAAAUUUAUACGAAGUGGCACAAAGGAGGCCAGGAAGUUUUGCGAAUGUCAGCAUUGAUAUGUGUGCCAUCAUAGACAGAUGUGUGCCCAAUCACUGUGAGCAUGGUGGGAAGUGCUCGCAAACGUGGGACAGCUUCAUGUGCACUUGUGAUGAGACGGGAUACAGUGGGGCCACCUGCCACAACUCCAUCUAUGAGCCUUCCUGUGAAGCCUACAAACACCUAGGCCAGACAUCAAAUUACUACUGGAUAGAUCCUGAUGGCAGUGGACCUCUGGGGCCUCUGAAAGUUUACUGCAACAUGACAGAGGACAAAGUAUGGACCAUAGUGUCUCAUGAUUUGCAGAUGCAGACGACAGUGGUGGGCUACAACCCAGAAAAAUACUCGGUGACACAGCUCAUUUACAGCGCCUCCAUGGACCAGAUCAGCGCCAUCACCCACAGCGCCGAGUACUGUGAGCAGUACGUCUCCUAUUUCUGCAAGAUGUCCAGGUUGUUGAACACCCCAGAUGGAAGCCCUUACACCUGGUGGGUGGGCAAAGCCAACGAGAAGCACUACUACUGGGGCGGCUCCGGGCCCGGAAUUCAGAAAUGCGCCUGCGGCAUCGAGCGCAACUGCACGGACCCCAAAUACUACUGCAACUGUGACGCGGAUUACAAGCAGUGGAGGAAGGACGCUGGCUUCUUAACCUACAAAGAUCACCUGCCAGUAAGCCAGGUGGUGGUUGGAGAUACUGACCGGCAAGGCUCGGAAGCCAAACUGAGUGUGGGUCCCCUGCGCUGCCAAGGAGACAGGAAUUACUGGAAUGCUGCCUCUUUCCCAAACCCAUCAUCCUACCUGCACUUCUCUACUUUCCAAGGGGAAACCAGCGCGGACAUCUCUUUCUACUUCAAAACAUUAAUCCCCCGGGGAGUGUUUCUUGAAAAUCUGGGGAACACGGAUUUUAUCAAACUCGAACUGAAAUCUGCCACGGAAGUGUCCUUUUCAUUUGAUGUCGGAAACGGGCCAGUGGAGAUUGUGGUGCGGUCACCCUCCCCUCUCAACGAUGACCAGUGGCACCGGGUCACCGCGGAGAGGAAUGUCAAGCAGGCCAGCCUGCAGGUGGACAGGCUACCCCGGCAGACCCGCAAGGCCCCAGCGGAAGGCCACACCCGCCUGGAGCUCUACAGCCAGCUGUUUGUCGGUGGUGCCGGAGGCCAGCAGGGCUUUCUGGGCUGCAUCCGCUCCCUGAGGAUGAACGGGGUGACACUGGACCUGGAAGAAAGAGCAAAGGUCACAUCCGGGUUCAAAUCCGGGUGCUCGGGCCACUGCACCAGCUACGGGGCGAACUGUGAGAAUGGAGGCAAAUGCAUAGAGAAAUACCACGGGUACUCCUGCGAUUGCUCCAGCACAGCCUAUGAUGGGACAUUUUGCAACAAAGAUGUGGGUGCAUUUUUUGAAGAGGGGAUGUGGCUGCGGUAUAACUUCCAGGCGCCCGGGUCCGGUGCUAAGGAAUCGGGCGGCAGGUCGGAGAACUCCCGGAACCCGCAGAAUGGGGCCCCGGACCUGGCCCGCGAGGAGAUCCGCUUCAGCUUCAGCACCACCAAGGCACCCUGCAUCCUCCUCUACGUCAGCUCUUUCACCACCGACUUCCUGGCAGUUCUCGUCAAACCCACCGGAAGCUUACAGAUCCAGUACAGCCUGGGUGGCACCAGGGAGCCAUAUAAUAUUGACGUGGACCACAGGAGCAUGGCCAAUGGGCAGCCCCACAGCGUUAAUGUCACCCGUCACGAGAGGACCAUCACUCUCAAGCUGGAUCAUUAUCCUUCUGUGAGUUACCAUCUGCCAAGUUCAUCUGACACUCUGUUCAAUUCUCCCAAGUCGCUCUUUCUAGGAAAAGUUAUAGAAACAGGGAAGAUUGACCAAGAGAUUCACAAGUACAACACCCCGGGAUUCACUGGGUGCCUCUCCAGAGUCCAGUUCAACCAGAUCGCCCCUCUCAAGGCAGCCUUGAGGCAAACAAACGCCUCAGCUCACGUGCACGUCCAGGGCGAGCUGGUAGAGUCCAACUGCGGGGCCUCCCCGCUCACCCUGUCACCCAUGUCGUCUGCCACCGACCCCUGGCACUUAGACCACCUGGAUUCAGGGGUCAUCGCCGUGGUGAUCUUCACCAUCCUCUGCACCUUGGUUUUCCUUAUCCGGUACAUGUUCCGUCACAAGGGCACCUACCACACCAACGAGGCCAAGGGAGCAGAGUCAGCAGAGAGCGCGGACGCCGCCAUCAUGAGCAAUGACCCCAACUUCACAGAGACCAUUGACGAAAGCAAAAAGGAAUGGCUCAUUUGAGGGGAGGCUCUUUGGUGAUGGGAUGAGGGCAGGGGGAGUGACUGGGGAGGAGGGCAAGGGACAGAAGCACCCUACUUCAUACUCCUGAGCACAUCCUAAAAAUAUUAGCACAAGUUGGGGGAGGCAAGCGACAGAAAACUCCUGAGACUGACAACCACAAGAAAUACUUUCUGAUAUUUCUUUAUAGCUGAGUUUCCCCUUCUGUAUCAAAACAAAAUAAUACAAAAAAUGCUUUUAGAGUUUAAGCAGUGGUUGAAAUUUGUAGGUACUAUCUGUCCUAUUUUUUGUGUGUUUAGAGGUGUUCUAAAAACCUAUGGUAACAGGGCAAGCUUCCUACAUUUUUCAGAGCCCUUAGAAUGUGGAUAUUUUUUCUUGAGAAAAGCUGAUGUACAGUAUACAUGGCUUCCAGCAUUUUCUUCCUUUUACAUAGAGUCAGCCUCUAAUGGGCUAUUGUAGUAACUAGUUCGUGUUCACGUAAUAUUUCUUUUGGUGUCCUGUGAAUUGGAAAAGGAGAGAUGGGGCAGAGAGAACCUACGAUUUGACAGUUCUCAUAGAGACCUCAGUCUGUGCAGCUCUCUGAGAGUUCCCACCAGAAACAGCUGGAGGAAGAGGGGGUGUGGCCCCUCUUGUGUGACAACAUGAUCAGUACAACUGAGACCAGCUUUCAGAACCAAGGAAGCAGUUUCCUGUUGGGAUCGUUGGUUUUAUAUUUCAUCAGUUUCUGCAAGAUAAUACUGUUCCACGUCUGCAGUCUUAGCUCUAUCCAAUGUCUGUAACUAUCAGCUACGAUACCUGGUGACCAGCUGUUACAAAAAAUUUUCCCUCUGCUUUACCUACAACAUAUUGGGUUAGAUUGUACGUGUGUGUAAGCACCUCAGUGGGGAAUUAGAGCCAGAUGUUAAGAUUUGUCUGCUCUGUUUCUUUUAUAGUUGGUAGCAAGAGUAUGGAUACUUCCUAGUAAAUGCAUAAAUUAGGUUGCUCUUCUUAUUUUGCUUUAAAUCUCUAGUCUUUAAGCCCCGGGACAAGAUCCUAGCAGACAGUGUCCUCUGAAUGGAUGAACCAAAAUAAAGCCAAGUUGUGACUGCUAGUAUUGUUAUUGCUGUUACUCUGGAAUCAUGUGGAAAACCCUGCCAUAUUUUAACUCAUCUACUUCCAUGUAUUGUUCCAUCGUAAAUAGACACACUGCCGUGAUUCAGGGACCUUCUUUGGCAGAUACAUUUGAAGCUCAGGUUCAUCACAACCUGGUAACUGAUUAUUGCUUCUCAGAGAAUGGACAUGUCUGGUCAACCAGACCUCAGUUUAAUCAGGAACCUUGAUCAACUAAUUCCAGCAAGUAACUAUUUAUUUAAAAAUAAUCGACUGUGUGUGUAGGCAAGUGGGACAGUGCUCCUACUGGAGCAUCCAAAAAAUAAUUUCAUUUAUUUAUUUUCAAAGAAGAUUACACAAAAGUUAUUUCUAGAAUGACUACCAUUUAUGAUCCUUAGAGUUCAGGCUGUUAUACUUAAUAAGUACAUCAAAAUUUUUCUUAGACUCCAACAUUCUGAGGAAUUAAAUAUCCCUUUUUUCUUUCUCCCCCUGGAAGGAGGUGUAAGAUGAGGUUAAAAAGGUACUGGUGCUAUUGUUCUGACGGCCUGCCUGUAGAAAAUGGAAAAUUCUAGUUCAUUUGGGUUAUAUAUUCAGUGUACUCGGGAUGCCUGACUUAUUGGAGGACCUCAGUUUCUUGAGUGAUGGAAAAUGUUAUCCAGAGCUGCACAUGGCACCAGUGCCCGACACAUUCCAAAGGAGACAGUGGACCAGUUAAUUCACAUUCAAGUCAAGGUCAUAAAACAAAAGAGAAUUCUAGUGCCCUUUUACAGUUGCUGACCUCGGGCACUGUCAUAACCACCCUUUAUUUAAAAAGGUCUUCAUCAUUCUUCCAUAAAAUGCAUUUAACAUGAAAAGCAUUUAUUAAUGACCAAAUAUUAGAACAACAUAACAUUUACAAAUGACAUAUUGAAAAUAAAGGUUAUUUAUUUGACCAAGAUGACUACCAUUAAGGAUUCUUUUAUAUAUUUUCAAAAUGAAAGAAUGGUGAUUCUUUUAUAUAUUUUCAAAAUGAAAGAGCAAAUUUUAAACAUUAUGUUUAAAAAUGUUUCUGAUUUCUUAAUACAUAUUUGAUAGGUAUUACUUUUGCACUUAACAAAUAGCACCAGAUGGAAAUUUAUUAUUUAUUGCAUUUGCCGUGAGAGCUUUAUUCUUUAUACAUUGUCUGAGCACUUUCCCUUUCUUUCCAAAAUGAUUAAGAAAUUAAAACAAACAAACAUAGCCCCUUAUACUAAAAUGUUCUCACCCUUUCUCUUCUCUGUCUUCUUUUCUUUUUCCUGCCACAAAAAGUGAAAAAUAAAACCUUAACACUUCUCCCCAGAUUUUCAAACGUAGGGCACCGGGACGACUGCAGGGAUGAGUGUUUCUCCCACCUCAGCAUCGUUUGAGAUUUACAGACGCAUGACACGGCCUCUGCCCUGAAGGGGGUUACAGCCCAGCCAACGGACAGGACACAGAAAAAGUGGAUGAGGUAUUAAGUAAUGAAGUAAAGGGCCAAAUGCGUGCUGGAAAUCUUCUCUUUGGGACUGCAAUCUUCACCCAAGUUCCUAAAUUUAUUUGUGAAGGCCACAUACAGUACCUUCUUAAAUGCUAAAUAAUUUUGUUUAUGUGCAGAAAAGAAGACAGCUCUUUUUUCCAGCUCCCCAGGCAACCAUGACAUUAUGACCCAAGCUCAGGGCCCAGUCCUGCUUUGUCAAUCAUAUCCUGCAAAAGCCUGGUGUCUUAUAACCCAAUACCUUACCAAUCAAGCACAAAGAGGCUAGUGGUAGUCUCUUUAAAUAAUAAAAGAAUCAGAACAAAACCAAAAAGUUUUCUUUAAAUAAGAGGUUGUUUUCAAGUUGCAGGAGAAGCUGACGGUUGAUUUCGGGUUGUUUGUGCAGGAAACAUCCUCCGUGUAUAAAGCAAGCAUCUCUGUUUUGAGUUGCUAGGAUUGGGGUCUUCAAAUGAAUGCAAAAUCAGUCCCCAUCUGCGCUCUCAAUGUACUCCCUUGAGCUCAAGGAUGCUAGUAGCUCAGGAGGUAAGAGGUUAUAUUCUUAAGUUCUUCUCUGGCCCUUCAUAGUAUAUAAGACAACAUUUCCCUUGUGGCUUUCAAACAACUGCUCAAAACAGAAAAGAAAAAAAAAAAAGGUGAGAGAGAGAGACCUGUUGUGUGGGAGUUUUUAUUGACGAUCUGGGGAUAAGAGUUUGAGAGGCUUUAUUGGAAAAUUUCCUGUUGCCCUGUGUUUGACAAAUAAGCAUCCUUUACUAAGAGGAGCAGGAUUUCAGAGGCACAGGAAAAAGAGUUGGCGUGAGCCCGAGAGGAGAUCUCAAUGUUGUUGUUGAACAUCUGCGAACCAGCCACCAGAUGGCGCUGAGAGCUGGGCACAAAGACACAAGCCAUAGGAAGCUCCGAAGGAAAAGCUAACAGCUCCCGCUGGGAAAAUGCAGUGUCCGUGUAGCGUCAGGAUGAGACUAUUAGUUCCUCCUAUAACAGGAUCUGUACUUUUCUACUCUUCCACACGUUCUUUUUCACCCUGUCCUUUCUCUUAGGGUGUAAAUGUUUUCAUGGUCCCUUGCUGUCUCACACCUCCAAACGAUUAGCGCCUGAUUGGAACCUCUUAAUAUUUUUUUUUUUCCUUUUCACCAUCCUGCCAAGCAGUUUUCAAAAAGAAAGGCAACAGUUAUUAAAUUGAAUUCCGAUGAGCCAGCCAAAAAUAGGUCUAAAUUGCUAGUCCCAGUAGUACCACCUCAUCCUGAAAUAGAUGAGAAGCAAACAGUGUUUCUUACUGAUCUGGGCUAAAACCCAAUAGGUGCCGUUUUUAAAAUGAUGUUUUGGUGAGAGUUGAUCCCUAGAGUCAACCCUUUUUCUCUCCCUGAGGUGCUCUGUAACCUUGGCCAGCUCGCUGAACCUCUGUUCCUUUUUGCCUCAUGUGUAAGAUAGAGCCGUUUUAUCCACUUCAUGAGACAACGGUGAGGUGCCGCAGAUUCUUGGCUGUGGAUACUUUGAAACCCAAAUAUAAAGGCCAAAGGCAAUGGAUCUAUGGGGAGACUUACUUUCCAGCUCGUGGUUGUAAGUCACAUCAAAAGAAACCACACAUCCAUGUCCAGGAGUGUAGAGACAUGAAGCAUUGCUGUACAAUUACUAGAUUAUAAGUCAGGUAGACUGCCAGGGAGCUAAUCCGUCAACACUGGGAGAUGCAACACAGCCAAAGACCAGAGAAAUCAAAACACCACAUGUAUAAAACCCUAAGUUCCCACCUGGUUGUGACUUGUUGCUUACACAUGCCCCAGUAUGAUUAUAAAUAAGACAACAUUGAAAAGCAAAUGUGACUGUUUCACGUAGCCCAAUGGCCCUGUGCCUACACUACACACACCCUGCAUGAUGUUGUUGGAAACUUUAAAUUUAUUUCACAGCAGUAUUUUUUGGAUGCAAGUGGUUCGUGAAACUCAAUGAAACAGGGAAACCGUGUUGAAAAGUUGGUUAUCUCCCAUGGAGCAAAGACUAGCAAAAGGUAAUAAAGAUACCUGGGCACAUGGGUAUUAAUACCCAGCAGGCACUUACGAGUUUAUUUUCCAGAUGAAAAUGUGCUUUAAGAGCAAGUCUACUUAUAGGGGCUGCACCGCUUUCCGAGUCUCAAUAUUUUUCCAGCAACUGCUGGGCUCUGAGAUGGUUAUGGAAACAUGGAGAUUCCUCCCAUCUGGUAGGCCAAGAAACAGUUCUCAAUGUUACUGAUUCUUUUUGUUUUGUCAGGUUUCUUUUUGUUUUUUGUUUUUUUUUUCAGUGAGCAUGGUGAACUGCAGAGGUUAGGGUUGUGAAAAGCUGGGCUAAUAUUCUUUCUGUAAAGCCAAUUAGGCUUCCAUCCCUGUGAAAUAACACGAAAUUUUGCUCUCUAAAAGCAACAGCAUGUAAACUAGAAUGAAAGAAGGAAAUCAUGUAUGUGUGCCUACUAUUCUUUGUGAAUGUCUUUCAUUUAACUAAAAUUAUGUUAGAAACCGGAUUGAUAAAUAAAAGAGUCCAAAAUAGUUUUAAUUAUCCUAAAA
Molecule: messenger RNA, 9672 nt
Organism: Balaenoptera ricei (Rice's whale)
Lineage: Eukaryota; Metazoa; Chordata; Mammalia; Artiodactyla; Balaenopteridae
Gene: CNTNAP2
Product: contactin associated protein 2
Exons: 23
Coding region: 655-4569 (1304 amino acids)
Source: RefSeq, a predicted model, not a curated record